AUGGCGGCGCCAAUACUAAACGUAGAGUCCGCAAAACGCCUUGCAGCUCACCGCGCAGUAGACGAGCACUUCCCCGCCCAUGCCCGCCAUGUCGGUAUCGGCUCUGGGUCCACCGUCGUCUACGUCGUUGAGCGGAUCGCGCAGCUGUCACGCGAAAUCACCGACGGGAUUAUCUUUGUCCCCACGGGCUACCAAUCGCGUGAACUUAUCUUGCGCGCCGGCUUGAAGCUAGGAAGUAUCGAAUUGCAUACUGACCUUGAGGUCGCAUUCGAUGGCGCAGACGAGGUAGACCCGUACCUCAACUGCAUCAAGGGCGGUGGGGCAUGCUUGUUCCAGGAGAAGCUAGUCGCUCUCUCUGCGAAGAAGUUUGUUGUUGUCGCUGACUACCGUAAACUUUCACCUUCACUCUCGACUCAUUACGCUCCUGGUAUCCCCAUCGAGGUCGUCCCCACCGCCGCAACUCAUGUUCUCUCCCGCCUAAUAUCGCUCGGUGCUGUAAACCCCGUUAUCCGCAUGGGCGGCGCCUCCAAAGCUGGACCCUGUAUUACAGACAACGGGAACUUCAUCAUUGAUGCCCCUUUCCCCGACGGCUUCAUUCCAUCCCCUACCUCACGUCUAUCACACCAGCGCAGUAUCUCUCCCACGAGCUCUUCAAUCGGCUUAGACGCCGGUGCUGUACAGAUGGGCGGCGAGCGUGUUGGAGGCCUCGACAUCCUAGGCAAGGAGGGAGGUCACCCUGGAGCGGCGGUAGGAAUGGGAGUGGGCGGGAACGAGAAGGUUGAAGAACUCGCCAGGGUUUUGAAGAACAUCGUGGGAGUAGUGGAGCAUGGUGUGUUCUGGUCGGGGGAUAAGAAGCCCGUGAUGGCAUAUUUUGGGAUGGAGGAUGGCAAAGUGGAGACGAGGACGUUGCAUGUAUAG
This is a messenger RNA of Morchella sextelata, 918 nucleotides long. RefSeq lists its product as uncharacterized. The record is from RefSeq and is a predicted model, not a curated record. Lineage: Eukaryota; Fungi; Ascomycota; Pezizomycetes; Pezizales; Morchellaceae. Gene Ontology annotation, cellular component: intracellular membrane-bounded organelle. The transcript is spliced from 2 exons. Bases 1 to 918 code for a protein of 305 amino acids. Gene Ontology annotation, biological process: pentose-phosphate shunt, non-oxidative branch; D-ribose metabolic process. Gene Ontology annotation, molecular function: ribose-5-phosphate isomerase activity.